Molecule: messenger RNA, 2827 nt
Organism: Haliotis rufescens (red abalone)
Lineage: Eukaryota; Metazoa; Mollusca; Gastropoda; Lepetellida; Haliotidae
Exons: 20
Coding region: 232-2733 (833 amino acids)
Molecular function (GO): Notch binding; calcium ion binding
Source: RefSeq, a predicted model, not a curated record
CAGAGUUUAAUGCAUACACAAAGCUGUGUUUCAUUUGACUGUCAAACCUACAAUAUUCAGCACUUAUCUGAAAGUAGUGACACAGGACAAGGGUACCGGUGGGGGUAGGGUGGUUCACGCCUCUACCUUACAGCUGCUCACAUAGCGAGUGCACAUUCAACAGUUUCUGUUAACAGUCAUAAGUGGCAACCCUUCAGAUUCUCCAGUGUGCAGUCUUUGCUCAGUUGGACGAUGUGGUGGACGAGUAUCGCGCUUCUGCUUGUCGUCCUUGUGACGCCUGUCUGUUGCAAUGACGACAUCUUCAUGGGCGGCUUCAUGACGUAUAGGCUGGUGGACACGUCACCGUCAACAUACAGCUUUAGAAUCACAGUCAUGACAGCGUGGCGGCUAGGUUAUGGCCCUUGUGGAGACAACUGCACUACAACAGACGUUGGCAGCAGCAGCAACAUCACUAGAUCAGACGUGAUGAACAUGACUGGCGACGACUACUACGGCAGGUGGUACCAAGAAACUAGCAGCUUUAUCAAUACGACCGACAUCACAGAGCAUGUCUCGAGCAUGUUUGAUGGUCAUGUGAUCGGUGUCGAUGAGAGGCUUCAGUGGGAGCAAGAAAUUGGCAGCUUUGACCUUGACAUUAAUCGAAAUGACCUCUGGAGCGAUGUCAGUUUCUUGGGUCAUUACUGGAGGGAUGUUGAUUACGGGGGUGGGAAAGAUGUGCCAUAUAGGCUGCAGAUGAAUCUGUCCCCCCUGGCAAGGAGUGACACGGGAGUCCCCAACAACGGCCCAGCGGUCAUGUUCCAGACGGUCUACAGAGUCCUAUUAAACAACAUCACAACAUUCCGCCUGACAACCUACGACAGCGACGGCGACUUCGUCCACUGCGGAACAAUAAAAUCUGUACCCAAUAUCACUGUCAAUACUGACUGCAGUCUCCACGUGUCUGCGAUGGAGUCUGACGGGUUUAUUGAUGGGGGGUGGGGUGCGGUGACUGUCGUUGUGAGGGACUUCAACCAACGACCCCUCGUACUACACAACAACCAGUUGAAUAUCACCACUGACUACCCCGUUGGAGGCCCCGGAAUCUCCGCUGUUCCGCUGGAGUUUAUGAUCCAGACAGUGCUUGUACUGGAUGACCCGGUGUUCGUUGACCCCACAUUUGCCGGUGGCCAUGAGUUCAGUGUGAAUGUAGGGGCCGAACUGGAGAUACCACUGUAUGCAUCUUCAGAUUUUCGUGUCGAAGGCUUCUUCAUACGAUCCAUCCCCUACCGUGAGUUUGCUGUGGCCACGCCGCAAGUCGACCCUGCUGGAGUCAAUGACAGCGUGGUGUACGCCUUGGCCACGUGGACGCCACAGACUGACGACGUCGGCGUCUACGUCCUUGGUGUCACUGUUACAGACAGCCGCGGUCAGACUGGUUGCGACAGACACUACAUAGUCACUGUAAAAGAUGCUCCGCUGAAUGUUAUACCCCAUCAGCCACGCCCCUACUUCGUCUACUCCCCCGUGGACGCCAUGGUCAUCUGUACACAGGACAGCACGUGCACCUUCCCGCUCUACACAGCAACCAAUCACGUGAACAAACGGAUACAGAAUGUGUCUGUCGUGUACAGUACGCUGCCAGGGGACCUGAAGGUGAGCAGCGUCGUCAGGGCAACACACCAGGGCAAGAAGGUCUUCAGGGCAGACGUGUCUGUCACUUCGUCUCUCACAGGAGCCCAGAUUGUCUGCUUCAAGGCCCUGGAUGAACGCGGUGACGAGUCACACACUGAGUGCAUCGGGAUCACCAUUCUACAGCCAGAUCCAUGUCUCGCCGAGCCGUGUGGCCGCAAUGAGUGCCAGAGCGAUGGCUUCUCGUACAGGUGUAUCUGCGACACUGGAUUUACUGGAGCGCACUGUGAAACAGCGCUGCAUGAGUGUGCCAGCAGCCCCUGUGUACAUGGCACGUGCAGGACGAACCCAAUCAUCCCCGGCCGAUACCUGUGCGUGUGCACCCCGCCCUGGGAGGGAGAUAACUGCGAGAUAGACACGGGUACUACACAACAGUCAGUCUCAGUCAGCGGAAUCGCGACAUCCACGACUCCAUCAGUGACGUCAUCCGCACCUACCUGUCGCGACGCCAGCAACGUCGACUGCAAAACUCUGGACGCUGAGGCCGGCAUCUGCGCUUUGGGAAACAACCUAACACACACGUUUUGUCCAGGGUACUGCAGGGUUUGUGAGGACGUGUCUCUGGCUUGUGAGGACAGUAUGUACGUGGACUGUAUCGACCUGGACAAGGCGUCGGGGAUCUGCUCGUCCAAGUCCCCUACAGCCACUCUCUACUGCCCCCGCUACUGUAGAUACUGCUCAGUGCCGCCUACAACGACGCCUCCUACAACCACGACAGUCAAACCAACUCUGUGUACAGUGUGCAGUGGGUUAGACUGCCUCAUCCUCCCUAAGGUUGUAGCCUGUCCCCCCACACAGCCCUACUGCCUGACCACUGUCAAAAACAUGGACACAGGGGCCACGUCCUACACGAAGUCCUGCGCCAACAGGUCGGAGUGCCACGCUGACCUGUCCAGCCUGACCCCGCACCAGCAGGACUGCGGCACCUACAGCCCCAUGGAGAAGUACUACGAAGCCUUCUCCUGCUCCUACUGCUGUGUGUUGGACCACUGCAAUGCUGGGGGACACACCAUACCCGGCAAAGACACACUCCUCACAGACACGUCGCCCGACGUCAUCGGAUAGCAUGACAGGACGCGUCCAAUACCGACCAUGGUCAUCAGAAUAGUCCAUCAUGUGCUUGCUCAUUUGAUUCAUUAAUUAAACCGAUCCAAAUCUA